Molecule: messenger RNA, 2463 nt
Organism: Closterium sp. Yama58-4
Lineage: Eukaryota; Viridiplantae; Streptophyta; Zygnematophyceae; Desmidiales; Closteriaceae
Source: the annotation of a GenBank genome assembly
AUGGCUGCAGGCAGGCUUGGGCAGCAGGGGGCGCAUGGAGGGGUGCAGCAAGGCAUGCCGUGGAUGGCAGGGGUGGGGCAGGGCCGUGGGAGCGGUGCCACUGUGCUGCGGGGCUUCUGUGAGGGGCGCGUGGCGCUGGAGGAAUCCAAAUGGUACCCGCCCCCCCACGUGCCCCCUUCCUUCACGCCCCACCACGUCUUCCCCUCCUCCGCUCCCCCCUCCGCCUCACCAGCGCCCUCCGCACUCGCCCCGCCGCCAGCCCCACCCCCGGCGGACGUGGCGGUGCGGGCGGCGGUGGAGGGCGUGGCGGGCAUGGUGGCGCGCUGUGGGGCGCACGUCGAGCCGCUGCUUCUGUCCCGCACGGGGGGAGGGGGAGGGGACGCGCAGGUCGCAGGCGCAAGGGAGGAAGGUGGAGGAGAAGGCAGUGCGCGUGGGGGUGCGCGGCUGGCGUUCCUGGUGGGCGGGGAGGGCAGCGCUUACUACCGGCGACGCGUGUGGGAGCUGAUGGAGAGGCAGAAGGCCGCAGAGGGCAGGGCAGCAGCGCGCAAGGCGGUGGAGAGCAGUGGGGGGGAGCGGCUGGGGCCUGAUGCGCGGGGCGUGCUGCUGGGCGAGCAGCCCUUGCCUUCCUCCCUGCCACCCCCUGCCCUGCCUCCAUCAUCGCACCCCUCAUCCACCUCUGCUGCUCCUCCUGCUGCACCGUCUGCCUCUCCUGCCGCUCCUUCCCCUCCCACGGCACCGGCCUUCCAGCAGCACGGGGCGGCGGCUGAGCUGGCAGCAAUGAUGGCGGCGCGCUUCCACAGCAGCGGGCACGAGGAGCGCGCGGGCAAGGCCGGCAUGAGCAGUGAGGGGGCGGCACUGCCUGCUGGAGCAGACAAAGCAGUGGCAGGGGCGGCAGCAGUGGUGGUGGCUCGGCGGAGGGAGGAGGCGUGGAGGCCGCUGCCUCUGCUGUGCAAGCGAUUCAACCUGCCUGACCCGUACGCGGGCAAGGCCCCUCCCCCCCCUCUCCACCGCCCCUCCCAGCUCGACACCCUCACCUCCUUCCCCCAAACCCUCCCCUCCGCCGCACCAGCCCCCACUGCUGCCCCCUCGUCUCUCCUCUCUCUCCCUGCUCCUCCUCCCGCUGCGCCUGCCAUGCGUCCUGGGCGUGAUGGGGGGAUGGAGGGGCGCGAGGAGGGACACACGAGGGAAGCGAUUGGGGGAGGGAAGGAUGAUACAGGGCGAGAGAGAGGGGAGAGCAAGGAAGCGUGGCCCCCUCCCGCCUGCUCUCAUCGCCUGCUCUCAUCGCCUGCUCUCAUCGCCUGCUCUCAUCGCCUGCCUUCCCAUCGCCUGCCUUCCCAUCGCCUGCCUUCCCAUCGCCUGCCUUCUCAUCGCCUGCCUUCCCAUCGCCUGCCUUCCCAUCGCCUGCCUUCUCAUCGCCUGCUCUCAUCGCCUGCCUUCCCAUCGCCUGCCUUCCCAUCGCCUGCCUUCCCAUCGCCUGCCUUCUCAUCGCCUGCCUUCCCAUCGCCUGCCUUCCCAUCGCCUGCCUUCCCAUCGCCUGCCUUCCCAUCGCCUGCCUUCCCAUCGCCUGCCCUCCCAUCGCCUGCCUUCCCAUCGCCUGCCUUCUCAUCGCCUGCCUUCCCAUCGCCUGCCUUCUCAUCGCCUGCCUUCUCAUCGCCUGCCUUCCCAUCGCCUGCCUUCCCAUCGCCUGCCUUCCCAUCGCCUGCCUUCCCAUCGCCUGCCUUCCCAUCGCCUGCCUUCCCAUCGCCUGCCUUCCCAUCGCCUGCCUUCCCAUCGCCUGCCUUCUCAUCGCCUGCCUUCCCAUCGCCUGCCUUCUCAUCGCCUGCCUUCCCAUCGCCUGCCUUCCCAUCGCCUGCCUUCCCAUCGCCUGCCUUCCCAUCGCCUGCCUUCCCAUCGCCUGCCUUCCCAUCGCCUGCCUUCCCAUCGCCUGCCUUCCCAUCGCCUGCCUUCCCAUCGCCUGCCUUCCCAUCGCCUGCCUUCCCAUCGCCUGCCUUCCCAUCGCCUGCCUUCCCAUCGCCUGCCUUCCCAUCGCCUGCCUUCCCAUCGCCUGCCUUCCCAUCGCCUGCCUUCCCAUCGCCUGCCUUCCCAUCGCCUGCCUUCCCAUCUCCUGCCUUCCCAUCGCCUGCCUUCCCAUCGCCUGCCUUCCCAUCGCCUGCCUUCCCAUCGCCUGCCUUCCCAUCGCCUGCCUUCCCAUCGCCUGCCUUCCCAUCGCCUGCCUUCCCAUCGCCUGCCUUCCCAUCGCCUGCCUUCCCAUCGCCUGCCUUCCCAUCGCCUGCCUUCCCAUCGCCUGCCUUCCCAUCGCCUGCCUUCCCAUCGCCUGCCUUCCUAUCGCCUGCCUUCCCAUCGCCUGCCUUCCCAUCGCCUGCCUUCCCAUCGCCUGCCUUCCCAUCGCCUGCCUUCCCAUCGCCUGCCUUCCCAUCGCCUGCCUUCCCAUCGCCUGCCCUUAUAUUUAUCCUCCUUUUCUAA